UGUGACAGUAGUGCAGCUAUGAGUGGAAUUUUAAAGAGGAAGUUUGAAGAAGUUGACGGCUCCUCACCCUGUUCGUCUGUGCGGGAAUCAGAUGAUGACAUCUCUAGCAGUGAAAGUGCUGAGAGUGGGGAUAGUGUCAACCCUUCCACUUCAAAUCAUUUUACCCCAUCCUCAAUUCUGAAGAGUGAGAAAAGGAAGAGGACAAAAAAUGUUCAUUUUAAUUGUGUUACGGUAUACUACUUUACCAGGAGGCAAGGUUUCACAAGUGUCCCCAGCCAAGGAGGCAGCACUUUGGGCAUGUCCACUCGUCACAACAGUGUACGCCAAUACACUCUUGGGGAGUUUGCAAUGGAGCAAGAACGGCUUCAUCGAGAGAUGUUGAGAGAGCAUCUCAGGGAAGAAAAGCUGAACUCCUUAAAACUCAAGAUGACUAAUAAUGGCACUGUGGAAUCCGAGGAAGCGAACACUUUAACGCUGGAUGACAUUUCUGAUGAUGAUAUAGAUCUGGACAACACUGAAGUAGACGAGUACUUCUUUCUGCAACCUCUGCCGACAAAGAAACGAAGGGCACUCCUACGAGCCUCCGGAGUCAAGAAGAUUGAUGUGGAAGAAAAACAUGAGCUGCGAGCCAUCCGUCUUUCCAGAGAGGACUGUGGUUGCGAUUGUCGGAUCUUCUGUGACCCGGAAACUUGCACUUGCUGCCUUGCAGGCAUAAAAUGCCAGGUGGAUCGUAUGUCUUUUCCGUGUGGUUGCACUAAAGAAGGAUGCAGCAAUACAGCUGGCAGAAUUGAAUUUAAUCCCAUCAGGGUUCGGACUCACUUUUUGCACACUAUAAUGAAACUUGAAUUGGAGAAAAACAGAGAGCAGCAAGUCCCCGCGCUGAACGGCUGCCACGCUGAGCUAAACGCUCACAGCAGUGCGAUGGGUCCCACCUCCCACCCCCUGGAAUUUUCAGUCCCAGAGAACUUUGAAUUAGAGGCUGAACCCAGGGCUGCAGUGAUGCAUUUGCAGUCGGCAGGUGACUUGGAUUGCCCUGGAGAGGAAGAAGAAGAGGAAGAGGACGAGGAGGAAGAGGAGGAGGAGGAAGACGCAAGUAGCUUUUGUAGUGGAGUUACAGAUUCCAGCACACAGAGUUUAGCGCCCAGUGAAACAGAUGAAGAUGAGGAGGAGGACGACGACGAUGAGGAGGAGGAGGAGGAGGAAGAAGAGGAGGAGGAAGAAGAAGAAGAAAAACUAGAUGAAUGUCUGGAAGGCUUGGGUGCUCAUGCUGAUGCAGGUCAGGCCCUUCCUUCUGUCCUUUGCUAUUCAGACAGCACUGCCAUGCAUGAAAAUCAGCCAAAGGCACUUUCCUACUACCCAAGCUCCACAUCCUUGUAUUACCAAAUAGAGAAUCAUGGCCCUGGCACUCCUAACCAGAUUCGGGACACUUACUCGGAAAGAGAGACUGUUAAGAACGGGAAUCUUUCUCUGGUGCCUUAUAACCCAACUUCAGAACAGUUUGUGGACUACACGCGGCCCUCAGAGGAAAAUUAUGGCAGCUCCCUGUAUCCUUCUUCAAACCCGUCGGUCAUCGUUUGCUGCUCUUCGUCAGAAAGCGAUAACGUCGUUCCAUGUAGCAGUUUAUAUGCGGAACAUCGGCCAAGGCAUUCCCAAGUGGAUUUUCCUUCAUACUUGAAAAGUCCUUCGCAAGAUGGAUUUGUAUCUACUUUGAAUGGUGGCACGCACCUCCCGGAGCAUCCCACCGAGAAUUCACUCGUCCUUUCAGAAAAGAGCAGACUACACGAAGAGUGUAUCAAAUCUCCCGUCAUGGAAACAGUACCUGUUUAA
Molecule: messenger RNA, 1827 nt
Organism: Protobothrops mucrosquamatus (brown spotted pit viper)
Lineage: Eukaryota; Metazoa; Chordata; Lepidosauria; Squamata; Viperidae
Gene: CSRNP3
Product: cysteine and serine rich nuclear protein 3
Exons: 4
Coding region: 19-1827 (602 amino acids)
Biological process (GO): regulation of transcription by RNA polymerase II
Cellular component (GO): nucleus
Molecular function (GO): DNA-binding transcription factor activity, RNA polymerase II-specific; sequence-specific DNA binding
Source: RefSeq, a predicted model, not a curated record